GAGAUUGAUGAGCCUCCAUUAAUUCCACAUAUUGCUGAAGCCAGCUCAAAAAAAUAUCCAUAUGAGGUCCUUUUCAGGAGUUAGCACAAGCUGCUCAUGGAUACUGCUUCUUCUGAGUACCUUUUCUGUGAUGAUUUCUUUGGAGAACAGACCAUGUUUUAUGAUAUUUUUACUGGCCCGCUUUCAGUAAUUGAUGAGCAUUUCGGUACAGUUCUUCCCAAUAGUUUUGAUGCAAUUGGCUUAAUGCUAAUGAUUCGCAUCAUUCACCAGCACCAGCUUGUAAUGUCCAGGCGCCGAAUUCCAUGCCUGGAUUCAUACUUGGACAAGUCUAAAAGCCUCGAGAUACAAUUACUCCAACUUCCGACAAGUUUCACAAUCUUCCACAUAUCAAUGGCUUCUCUCACCAACUCAAUUCUUACAUUCCAAACAAGUACACCCCAUCAACGCGAAGGUACUACUCUUAGACCCGAUGCAUUGCUUUCUUCCUCUUAUUUUCCUAUCCAAAGAGUCAAGUUAUCAACAAGAACACCUUCCUUGUCAUCUAAAACUAGCCAAUCACUCACAUCUAUCAUUAGUGAGCUUGAAAAAGAAAGGGACAACACGACGAUUGAUCAAUUUGAAGAAGGUGAAAGUACUAGUACUAGUUCUACUACAAUGACGAAAAUUCAAGAACCAGAAUUAGCAGAUCGAUGGCAAGAUAUCCACGGACAAGAUGAUUGGGUUGGCAUGCUUGAUCCAAUGGAUCCACUUUUACGUACUGAAUUAAUUCGAUAUGGUGAAAUGGCUCAAGCUUGCUACGAUGCUUUCGAUUUUGAUCCAUAUUCUAAGUAUUGUGGGAGUUGCAAAUUUCCACGGCACAGGUUUUUUGAUGGACUAGACAUGGCCAACUAUGGCUACGAUAUCACACGUUACCUUUAUGCAACUUCAAAUAUAAACCUGCCAAAUUUCUUCAUGCAAGCUCGUUGGCCUAAGGUAUGGAGCAAAAAUGCGAAUUGGAUCGGUUAUGUGGCUGUUUCAAAUGACGAAACGUCGAAACGAUUAGGUCGCCGUGACAUAACAAUUGCAUGGAGAGGUACUGUGACUCGUUUGGAAUGGAUUGCUGAUUUAAUGGAUUACCUCCGUCCAAUUUCGGCAGACAAUAUACCUUGCCCUGAUCCUUAUGUCAAGGUGGAAUCUGGGUUUCUUGAACUUUACAUUGAUAAAGACGAGAAUUGCAGGUACUGCAAGUUCUCAGCAAGAGAACAGAUACUAACGGAAGUAAAAAGAUUAUUAGAAAUGUACCCAAAUGAAGAAAUGAGCAUAACAGUUACCGGACACAGCUUAGGCAGUGCUCUAGCAAUGUUGAGUGCGUAUGAUAUAGUGGAAACGGGUUCAAAUGUAAGGGCAGAUACAAGUGCUGUGCCUAUUUGUGUUUUCUCAUUUUCAGGGCCAAGAGUUGGUAACAUAAGAUUCAAAGAAAGAAUUGAAGAGCUAGGUGUUAAAGUGCUUAGAGUUGUGAACGUUCAUGACAUUGUUCCAAAGUCACCUGGUUUGGUUUUUAACGAGCACUCUCCGGCUAUGGUUAUGAAGAUAUGUGAAGGGUUGCCAUGGAGUUAUUCUCAUGUUGGAGUAGAACUAGCAUUGGAUCAUAAGAAUUCACCUUUCUUGAAACCUAUAAAUGAUCCUGUUUGUGCUCACAAUUUGGAGGCUCAUUUGCACUUGCUUGACGGAUAUCAUGGAAAAGGGAGAAGGUUCGUGCUUACAACGGGAAGGGAUAUAGCAUUGGUAAAUAAAGCAUGUGAUUUCUUGAAAGAUCACUACUGUGUUCCUCCCAGUUGGAGACAGGAUGAAAACAAAGGCAUGAUUAGAGAUAAGGAUGGCCGUUGGAUUCAGCCUGAACGUCCCAGAUUGGAUGAUCACCCUUCUGAUAUUCACCUUCACCUUCAACAUCUAGGCCUUUCAUCUUCUUGAUAAUGAAGGCGAAAAUAAAACACCACUCAGAGCGCACUCGUUUAGAAAUAUUGGUAACCCACAAAGGCUCAUGGAGGAUUUAAUAUAUGCAAACUACACAGUUUGAUCAUGUACCAUGAACUGCCAGUGCACAUGGGAUUUCAUGAUUUCGAUCAAAUUAUAUAGGUUGUAAAUCUCAACGUAUAUAUGUUAUGGUAACGAGUAAUGUUUGGAGAUUAAACAUAUGGCUACAUUCAACGGGCAUGGAGAGGAAAAAGUCACUAAGUUGCAAGUCGUUUGGCUUUUGAUAUUUGAACAAUUCACAAGAGUAUGGUUGUUCAUGGGUCGGUUUCGAUCGGGUUUUUAAUGCUUCGGUUUGUCUAAUUUUUCGGUUAAUUGAUUUUUUUUUUUGAAUAUGACAAUAUACUUUCAAAGACAGACUGGAUUGACCAUAUUGCAUCAUAACACUACCGAACCAAUUAUUCCUUAAGCAAAGAAAGAACUAUGUAUAUAAUCAAGUUACAUAUGCAUGUAGCUUCCAGAAAAUCAUAGCAUCGUCCAAGAAUUUAGCCAUUCAAAGGCACUUAAUAAAACUUCUUUCUAUGA
This is a messenger RNA of Lycium barbarum (goji berry), 2535 nucleotides long. Its product is annotated as phospholipase A1-Igamma2, chloroplastic-like. Gene Ontology annotation, biological process: lipid metabolic process. The record is from RefSeq and is a predicted model, not a curated record. The transcript has 9 exons. Lineage: Eukaryota; Viridiplantae; Streptophyta; Magnoliopsida; Solanales; Solanaceae. Gene Ontology annotation, molecular function: glycerophospholipase activity. Bases 97 to 1950 code for a protein of 617 amino acids.